ACGGGUCCAUACCGGAAUUUUCCAAUCGCUAUUUGACCACCAUUACAUUCGUUGGACUCGACUCGCGGAACGGACGCGUUGCCCUCCGCGUCUGUCCGUCUAAAGUUAGUGGUUGUACUGUUAUUAUCUUAAUGAUGUUUUGAUUCCGGUUUCUGGUCGAACGAAUGCCUUCUCCCUAAUGUAUAGUCCAUUGUGGAAAACGAAGCUAUUAGCAAUUGCCUGUGCUCCACAUCAGCUGCGGUGGCAUCAGGUGCGUCAAAUUGUAUCGAUUCGUCAAAAGGUCGCCGGUCGACCUGAAACAAAGACCUUCAAAACCUACUUGAAUCAACGAAGCAGAAGGGACAAUCCACGGGACACCGCGAACCUAAGUAUAACACCUAGUCAGAUUAGCCAUGGCACACUGCAGUCGUCGGAAGCAUGAUCGGGAUGUUGAAAAAAACCCUUUAUUGGAUAAACAUCAUCAUUCGGAGAAGAACCAGCGCAGGAGACAGAACGAUCUGUAUGGCCUAAUGGCAGGCGGAGAUAAUCACCGUCAUGAAUUUAGGAGUCCCGGUAUCGUGCCGAUAGAGGCCGUACCCCUUGAUCAUCCAUCGCUAUUUUCGCCGGUGAUUGGUUCGGACGGCGUCGUAUCUUUAUUCCUUCAACACGACAUAAUGGUACAGCUGCACCCCUCUGGCGCCGUUCGUGUGGUACAUCGCCGCAGUGGAGCAACUGCGGGCAUAGCUUCAUCCGCAGCCAACAAUGCUUUAUACGCUGAACAUCCUUGCGUUGCCAAAAUGGAAUACUGUACUGAUGUGGUCUCUCUAGCUCUUGAACAGGUCAUGCGCGCCGAUGUAUUUGCAAAAAUCACUAAGAGAGGUUGUUUAUUUACGACAAUAAAUCACGGGCUCGUUUACCUAGUUGACAGCUCUGGCGUGAAGUCAACGACAGAGUCGUUUGUUAUACUUAACAAUGAGACAACUAAACGAUAUUUCUAUAGCGGGGCCAACUACACGCCAUCCGAUGAAGAUUUCGCCGAGUGUGAGUCGCUGAUUUCGCUAUCGCGUAACUACACAACGAAUGUCGGUACUAUAGUGUGGGUGAUUGGCGGUGUUCGUGUAAAGCAAAGUACCGAUGGGGCGGUAAAUGUCCAUGUUGUGUCUAAGAGACCAGGAUCCGCCGCAGUUGGACUUGCUGGCGGGGGCGGCGGCAGCGUGGGAGGCCAGAUCACAGCAGAGAAUCCAUCCGCCUCUGGGGCCGUGGGGGCCAGCAGCAGCAGCAAUGGAAGCGGUAGCGCCACUAGCAGCGCCAGUAGCAGCUGUGGCAGUGCAGGUAGAAAUGCAAGUCUUAUCGGCGCUUCAGUACAGUCAUCCGCCAUUCCAGGGGCGGAAGCCGGGUCGAUUGGUGGGCAACGGGUUUCAUUAACGGUAAUGCCCAACGGCGAUAUUAAUUUGAAAAGAGGCGAUGACCUUACUGUGAGUAUGCGGUGUCCCGUAGGAUCGAUGCUAGCAGGAACAGAAUCGUCGUUUAAGCUGUUGGACUUGUCGCGUGACCGCGCGCGUCUCACUUGCGAUCGACGGGGCUUCCAUGCGCGUAACGGCUCGCACGUUGCUGGGUUUGAUAACGAGAUGCGCUUCCGACUCGAAUAACGAUAUCGAAAUAGCGACGGGGCUGAAUUAUUAUUAGCUGGUCGCUUUCUUUUUUUGCCAUGGAAUUCAUAAUUUGUCUACAGAACAGAAACAAAAAAAAAAACUCUCGUCGCUAUUCGAAAUCUAUUCUACACACUGUGGAAUGGCUGGGAACAUAUCAUCAAGCACACAAGAAAAAGCCGUUGAAUCCCGUCCUCCGUCCGUCUAAUAGUGAAUAGGCCGCUAUUAGUAGCAUGUCGAAAACUCUGGUCAUCGACUGAAGCAUGCGAAGGCUAACUCCAACGACACACGCAAUUACGAAUUUGUGGUGCCAAUAGUGACCGAUGAUCAUAAAUUUAUAUCUUGCGCACGAGAUUCAAAAGAUUGAAAAAUAUUUUUACGAAAAUGUAAAACUGGAAGAAAAUAGAUAGCCAGAUCAGAAUUAAAGCUUGCACUUUAACAGCAUUCGAAAG
Molecule: messenger RNA, 2080 nt
Organism: Varroa destructor (honeybee mite)
Lineage: Eukaryota; Metazoa; Arthropoda; Arachnida; Mesostigmata; Varroidae
Gene: fest
Product: wurstfest
Source: RefSeq, a predicted model, not a curated record